Messenger RNA from Phaeodactylum tricornutum CCAP 1055/1, 1150 nucleotides. RefSeq lists its product with no specific name. The transcript has a single exon. The record is from RefSeq and is a predicted model, not a curated record. Gene Ontology annotation, biological process: protein peptidyl-prolyl isomerization. The coding region runs from base 47 to 1150 and encodes 367 amino acids. NCBI's taxonomy places the organism in Eukaryota, Bacillariophyta, Bacillariophyceae, Surirellales, Neidiaceae. Gene Ontology annotation, molecular function: peptidyl-prolyl cis-trans isomerase activity.
CCUUGAGGAAUUCGCCCUACCUACCGUUGCCAUCCUAACCAGCACCAUGAGAUUGCAGCGACUACCGGUGGCCCCUGUAGCGGUAGGAGUUGCUUGUCUAUUGGCGCGGUACUCAUCGGCGUGGAUACCAGUCAGCUCGUCGUUGUCGGGGACGUCGACUAGACCUCCUCCUUUCCGCGUAUCGGCCUGCUCCAUGACAAGGACUCUGCGCCCAAAUCUGUCACCAGAAACGUCUACCAGAAUCCGAAUAUGCACAGAGCCCUACAAUGAAUCGAAUUCGCGGAGGCAUGCCCUUGUUUCACGAAGGGACACGUUACAAACUUGGCUCAUGGUUCCGUUACUCACAGCGGCCAUCGUAGCGCUUGAUCCGGAUCGAUCACUGGCCGCGCCCCCUUCCACAAAGGAUGCCACGAUCACGGACAAGAUUUUCAUCACCGUGAAAGGCUUACCAAAACGUGAAGAGGAGCCCGAGUUCGAACCCAAGCGUAUCGUCAUUGGAUUGUUUGGUACAGAAGCACCGGAAUCCGUUGACAAACUCAAACGCCUCGUGGCGUCGUCUUCUUCCGGGCAGCUGUCCAACGGUCUCGCCAUACCCUGCCGACCGAAGGCCACGCGGACUCUGCAGAAAGAGCAGCUCGAAGCUAACAAAGUCUACAAUUCCUGUGUCGAAGGUGAGGACCAGGGUGUCACGCUCCAGUAUUCCUCGAUUUGGAGAGUCUUUCCGAACGAGCGGAUUGAUAUGGGUGCGGUUACAGGCAAGUUUGUUGCUCGCGAAUAUCCAAACUGGCAGGAAACAGUAGAAUCAGAAUUGGGGCACGAUCAACCCGGCGUGGUUUCCGUACGUCGGGGGAACGACAGCGGUUUUGGCUUUACCAUUUAUCCCGGUGGCGCCAAAGAUCCCGUCCGUGAUCUUGCUGCCCUCAACGCCGAUCACAUCGUGGUAGGUCGUGUGAUCGAAGGUAUGGAUAUUGUUGCACAGUUGAAUAGCGUGCCCGUCAUUUCCUCUUCCAAACUCAACUACAUGAGUCUGACCGGUGGCCAAACGACCAAGAAUGCACCGACACGAUCUUGUCGGUACGGUGGCGACAUGUACUGCAACGAAAAUAAACCACUCAUCAAAUUGAGCAUCACCGAAACGGGAAUUCUGUAG